AUGACUCUCAUCAAGGUCAUAAUAGGCCUUAUAUUGAUAAAUGUUAUAUUUGUGUGUGAUGGUCAGCAUAUAACACCUGAACAGCUCAGAAAACAAAAUGAAAUUAGCAAUGGAGCCCGAUCUCAUUACGAUAUAACCAGUGGUCGACGAACUGAUAUGUUCAAUCGUGUUAAUCCGGAUUAUUUACUUCGAGGCUUUUUCCCAUUCUGGUCAAUAGUAUUGAUUGGUUUUGCUCUUAUGUUUUUGACAUUAGCGAUGGUUGGAGUUAUUGGUUAUUUAUUAGGAUGUCGUCGACCAACACUGGAGGAACUCUAUGGAAAUGAUUUUGAACAAAUAACAUCCGACAAUGAAUUUUUAUUAGGUACUGGACCAAUACUAAACAUGAAUGAUACUAAAAUAUCGAUUCAAAAUUCUACUAAUGGAUUAUUUAAUAAUCAUAAUCAAAGAGAUUUUCAAUAUGAAUCAUUAUUACUUAUUGAACGAACACGUAUUGGACAAAGUCAUGAAGAUAUAGUGUAA
Rotaria socialis is the source of this 519-nucleotide messenger RNA. The record is from the annotation of a GenBank genome assembly. NCBI's taxonomy places the organism in Eukaryota, Metazoa, Rotifera, Eurotatoria, Philodinida, Philodinidae.